Messenger RNA from Coregonus clupeaformis (lake whitefish), 2639 nucleotides. Its product is annotated as acyl-CoA-binding domain-containing protein 5. The transcript has 12 exons. Gene Ontology annotation, biological process: fatty acid metabolic process; autophagy of peroxisome. The record is from RefSeq and is a predicted model, not a curated record. The coding region runs from base 171 to 1442 and encodes 423 amino acids. Gene Ontology annotation, cellular component: peroxisome. NCBI's taxonomy places the organism in Eukaryota, Metazoa, Chordata, Actinopteri, Salmoniformes, Salmonidae. Gene Ontology annotation, molecular function: fatty-acyl-CoA binding.
GAAUCAUAUGUUUUGUCGUGUUCGGUUGGACCGAAUUUGAGAGGUCGGUAUCGGAAUAGUCAGCCUGGUUGCAGCCAGCAGGCUAUAUGUAGACAGCAGUGGGUUUAAUCCACCCAGACAUGCAUAGGACGUGAGGAUUCACCGCCUGUCAUCCUGGUUGUGACAAAGCGAUGGAGCACGCCGAAGAAGACGAGCUCGAGACCCGAUUUAAUGCCGCAGUGCGAGUGAUACGGAGUUUACCCGAAGAUGGUCCAUACCAGCCGGCGGAUGGUAUGAUGCUCAUGUUUUAUAGUUACUACAAGCAGGCUAUGUUAGGGCCUUGUAACAUUCCAAGACCUACAGGAUACUGGGACACUGCAGGCAAAGCCAAGUGGGACGCAUGGAACUCACUGGGGAAUAUGUCAAAGGAGGAAGCCAUGCAAGCUUACCUCAAUGACAUUCAGCUGAUUCUGGAGACUCUUCCAGUCACAGAGGAGGUGUCUGAUCUGCUGGAGGCUCUUGGGGGGUAUUUCUUCGAGGAAGUGGAGGGAGGAGUGGAGGAAGAGGAAGAGGAGGCCAAGAGGACCUACAACAGGCCUUUCGCAGCAGCUGCAGAGAGGAAGGCCCCAGGCCCUGACAUGAGUCUGCUCAGGGUGAAGGACCGCAGGUGGAGGUCAGAGGUCAGCUCGUCCAACGGCACUGUGGAGCCCAGCGUCUCCUCCAUGACCAACGGGACACACAGCUCCCUCGACAGUGAGGUGGAGGAGGAGGAACUGGCCUACUCAGAAGAGCCCCUACCGGAGAACCGCUACAGGCAUCUGAACAGACACCUCAGUGAGCGUCUUCGAGCCAACGACUCGGACAACGAGGAAUUCUGUGACUCAAUGGAACAUUUAGCCAUGGACGAGAAAUCGGGAGUACCGAGGGCACACUCCUCCGAGACAAGGGCAAGUCAAGUUAAGAGGAGGAGUCUUCAGGGAGAGACCCUGGAUGAGGACCUGAGUCUCCAGGAAGACGCCCCUCACAGGGAGGGGCUUCAUACAGAACGACGGGACAGUUGCUGGUCAAUGAGUGGAAUAGGUUCCAGGUCAUCGGGGCGAGGUUCCGGGUCACAGCUUUUUACCAAUGGAAAUGCAGCAGAGGGCUGGGUUAUGCAGAACAGGACUGAGGCUGUUGCCAGCGGUAACCUUAAUGAGCACAUCGCCAUGGCGCUGACCAGGCUGCAGGAGGACAUGGCUAACGUGCUUCAGAGGCUGAACACUCUGGAGGCCCUGACCACAUUACAGACUAGAUCGCUUUCUCAGGCUAGACAAGAUGACUCCUUAUCCCUAGCAAGAAAGAGUCCUUCGUGGUGGCCUUUUCACCUGUCUCCUACCACUGUGGCGUUUACUACUGUCUGGCCUUUGAUUUCUCAUUGGCUGGUUCAGAUUUACCUGCUACGAAAGAGGAAAAAGAUAAACUGAGGAUCGAGUGGGUUAUCCAAACAAGCCAGACUCUUAAGAGAAUUUGCUCUACUUUUGCACAGGAGUUAUACUUUUCAUUUAAAUUCUCUACAUGCCACUGUUUGGCACUGUACAACAACUGUACUUGUGCAAGAGAGAGGUGAUUUGUAAUACAUAAUUCAUAAUUUAUUUUUUAUUUAAACAUUGUCUGGAUUUAUGGGCACAAUAGAAUGUUUGCUUACCACGUGACAUUUUUUAAAUAUUAUUUUGGUACCCCACUAAUGCCAUACAAUAUUGUAACUUCAUGGACCAGUUUCCCUGAUUCCUAUUGGAAUAAAAAGCACUUUCAAUGCUUUCAAUGAGGAUUCUCCAUUGAACAUGUGUUUUAGUCCAAGAGGUAGGCUCUUAUAGCUUAAUAUUACUUAACACAUGACAUAGUGACCCACUAACUUGCUUGAUCAUUCACUCAAAUUUAAAACAGGGUGCUUCGCAAUAUAUAUUACCCCUUUCUCACUUAGAAUGACAUUAAUGGUUUUGUUUCUCAAAAACAGGAAAUACAUGAAUGUUUGUCAAACGUACACUCAUAAAGGUAGUGUACAAACAAAACAUCACAAGUUUUACAUGGGGGGGAUCAAGACGUAAUAGAUGUAUUGAUGUGGUGUUGAGGUCCAUGAAUAUAUUUUAUACUGUAUUUAUUGACCAUAUUAAUCAUACAUACUGAAGUGUACUCAUACUUGACAUUGAUGUUGAUUAAUAACCUUCCACUAACACUAAUGGAUUAAAUAUUCAUAUUUUAUUCCCAAUAUAGGUAAAUAUUUCAGAAUGUUUAGCAAAGAAAUCCCAGAAGACGGCUUUCAUUAACACAGUGGGAUUAGGAAGGUUUCUGUGUGGAUCAAAGGAUUAACAUUAUUGUGCAAUAUCUGCUGUCUAUUAUCAUUUGCAAUAAGCCCAAAAUAAUUCACUUCCAGAAAGAAAUCCUACAGGGUUUGUAGGAAUGUUUUAUUUUCCUAAUCUUAUUUCUCUAUCUCUAUUUUCUUCCUGUGAACACAUUGUGUAAUUUAUGAGAAUUACUGAUAGAAAACAGGACUAUAGUGCAAAAUAUUGUAUUUAUAGUAUUUCAUUAUACUACAAGAAUGUAUCUAAGUAGCCUACUGAUGAUUAUACAAUUAUGUGCAGAGAUGCACUUGCAAGUUGCAAUAAAGCAUUGUUCACACUGCA